AAAAAUAUAACAUUUAAUUAAAAGGUAUUUUUUAUAAGAAUUAACAUUCUUUUUAUAUUAAAUAUAUUUUUUUUCAUAAUAUCACAAAUGAGUGAAUUAUUUGAAUCUGUAAUUUAAAGCCGUAACCCUUCUUAGAAGAGCUCUAGAAUUUCAUUAAAAGGAUUAAAAAAACCAACUGCACAACCUAAAAUAUUGAAGUAGCAAACAACUGAGAAUGCUUAUAAAUCUUUUAUAUUGCCUUAAUAUCAAAAUUUAUGUGAAUACAGUUUUUUAAAUAAUAAUUUAUAAUUGAGCACCACUGCUUCGUAAACUAAAGACAAACUAAAUGAAAUCAAUUAAAUGAUACGUAAUUCUUAAAUAUAAUCGAAGUAAUAAGUGAAUUACUAAAAAGAGAGUAAGUAGCUAAAAAAUGAAAAUACUAUUAACUGGCUCAAAAAAAGGUACAUUGAUUCUGGAAACAAAAAGUAUUUUGGAGAUUAAGAAGAUGUUCAGCAAUCAAAAUUUAUCAAAUCUAUAUUUGAAAAUAUAACUAGACACCUCAAAACUCCUGAGGGGGUAUAAAUUAAUGAUUUAAAUCGAUUGAUUUAGUAGUAUGAAUUACCGUUGAGCUUCUAAGUUUUAUCUAAAAUUUAUUAGAUAGUUGAUCAUGAUCGUGAUAGCAUACUAAAUUUAUAAGAAUUCUAAGACUUAAUUUUAAAUGAUAAUGCAAACAAGAUAUUCCUUGAUUAAUUUAAGCAUAGAUAUAAACAAUAUUAAAAUAUUAUUUAUAAACCUACUUCACUUUCUGCACUUUGUAUUUUUAUUUCUUUCAGAAUAAAUCAUGACUUUCUCACUGAGUUUCUAUAUGAUUCAAACUUUUAGGUAAAAGAUAAAAGCUUAGGCUUGAUUAAAAUGUUAGAUUUAAUUAAGGUGCAAGGACAAACUCGUAUUAAAAGUGAUUUUGAUAAAAGAAUGAUUAGGAAAUUGAAUGUAGAAUAAACAGCUUAGCUAGGUUUUGUAAGUCCUUAAUAAAAAUAAAAUUAACAAGAAUCAUCAUUACAGAAUGAAAAAUCUUCAUUAAAGUAAAAUGAUGAGAUAAUAUAUAAAAAUAAUAAUACUUCCUCUGAUUCAAAUAAUGAUUCUGAUAGCUUUUAUUCAGAAUUAGAUAACAUGUAAAAAAGUUCAACUACUCAAAGAAAAAGUGAAAAAAUAAUUAUCAAUACUUCUGAUUCAAAAAAGAACUUAAAUGUUAAAAAAACUGAAUUUCAAAAGUAGAUGGACUAAAUUAUAUAAAAAGCAAACUCGCAAGGAGAAAAAUCUGCAAAGAAUUCAUAUAAAGCUAAAAGAUCUCUUCUCUAAGAGAUAUAAGUGGAAAACUAAAAAGUAAUUUUGAGCUCUAUUGACAGCACAAAGCAGCUCUCUACUUAAAAGAAGGCUCCUUUUUUACCAGGCCUAAACUUGAAUACAACUAAUCAGACGCUUUAGAAUUACUAGAGCACUAAAAAAUUUCAUAGUAUUUUAGAUGAUAAAUAAUAAAACGAAAACCAAAUGGAUGAAAUAAAGGAAACAACAAUUCUUAAUAACUCUUAACUUGUUCCUUCUUACCUAAAAAAGAAUUCAAGCUAAGGGGAUAUCACAUAAAAAGCAAAUAAAUAAGGCUAUUCUAAACAUAUGACAUAUUUAAUGGAUUUAACUUUGUAAGAAGCAGUAAAUUCAAAGCAAUCACAAAUAGCAAGAAAACUAAUGAAUAUAGAAGAUUCUGCUAUUAUUUAACAAUACAGAAAAAAGAUGGAUUAAAUCAAAACUUACUAAGAAUAAAAGAAACAGCUUAUCUCUCCUACACCUUCUCCAAAUAAGCACUUUUUUACUUAAGAGAUACUUUAAUAAUUAGAAGGUACUUCUUUCGCUCCAAAAAACAAAGGGUUCUUUUAAAAUUAAUUAUCAAUUGCAUAAUAACAAUGA
This is a messenger RNA of Tetrahymena thermophila SB210, 1941 nucleotides long. RefSeq lists its product as hypothetical. The transcript is spliced from 3 exons. NCBI's taxonomy places the organism in Eukaryota, Ciliophora, Oligohymenophorea, Hymenostomatida, Tetrahymenidae. The record is from RefSeq and is a predicted model, not a curated record.